Molecule: messenger RNA, 1820 nt
Organism: Limulus polyphemus (Atlantic horseshoe crab)
Lineage: Eukaryota; Metazoa; Arthropoda; Merostomata; Xiphosura; Limulidae
Exons: 2
Coding region: 20-448 (142 amino acids)
Source: RefSeq, a predicted model, not a curated record
CUUUGUUACUUGUGACAUAAUGGAGAUUAAAACAUUAGCUAUUGUUACAUGUGAUAUAAUGGCGAUUAAAACAUUAGCUAUUGUUGAUUGUGACAUAAUGGAGAUUAAAACAUUAGCUAUUGUUGAUUGUGACAUAAUGGAGAUUAAAACAUUAGCUAUUGUUGAUUGUGACAUAAUGGAGAUUAAAACAUUAGCUAUUGUUGAUUGUGACAUAAUGGAGAUUAAAACAUUAGCUAUUGUUGAUUGUGACAUAAUGGAGAUUAAAACAUUAGCUAUUGUUGAUUGUGACGUAAUGGAGAUUAAAACAUUAGCUAUUGUUACUUGUGACAUAAUGGAGAUUAAAACAUUAGCUAUUGUUGAUUGUGACAUAAUGGAGAUUAAAACAUUAGCUAUUGUUAAUUCUGAUGUAAUGGAUAUUAAAACAUUAGCUAUUGUUACUUUGACGUAAUGGAGAUUAAAACAUUAGCUAUUGUUACUUGUGAUGUAAUGGAGAUUAAAACAUUAGCUACUGUUACUUGUGAUGUAAUGGAGAUUAAAACAUUAGCUACUGUUACUUGUGACAUAAUAGAGAUUAAAACAUUAGCUAUUGUUAAUUCUGAUGUAAUAGAUUAAAACAUUAGCUAUUGUUACUUGUGACAUAAUGGAGAUUAAAACAUUAGCUAUUGUUACUUGUGACAUAAUGGAGAUUAAAACAUUAGCUAUUGUUGAUUGUGACAUAAUGGAGAUUAAAACAUUAGCUAUUGUUACUUGUGACAUAAUGAAGAUUAAAACAUUAGCUAUUGUUGAUUUUGACAUAAUGGAAAUUAAAACAUCAGCUAUUGUUACAUGUGAUAUAAUGAAGAUUAAAACAUUAGCUAUUGUUACUUGUGACAUAAUGAAGAUUAAAACAUUAGCUAUUGUUGAUUUUGACAUAAUGGAAAUUAAAACAUCAGCUAUUGUUACCUGAGACAUAAUAGAUUGAAACAUUAGCUGUUGUUGAUUGUUACUUGUGACAGACUUGGUGCCUCCUUAGGAACAGAAAUUCCAUAUAACUGUUUGUUGAUCAAACUUAAAAAUAUGGAAAUUUUAUAAAUUAUUUAUUUUUUGAGUUUUAUUUCCUUAAAAAGAUGAAAAUUUUACAAAUUAUCUAUUUAUUGAGUUUACUUUCCUUAAAAAGAUGGAAAUUUUAUAAGAAGACAAGAAUAUUAUUUCUAGAGACAUUGAUCUGUAGAACUUAGAACUUGUGAGAAUUUUGGAUGAGUUUAGUGAAUUAGGUCUAAGCUUUUAAGGAAUAAUGUCUAUUUAUAAGUUGAAGAUAAUAAAGUAAUAUCUUCAUAACAUCAUCGUUAUGCAUCUAUUUUAUAAAACUGAACUUCAUUAUGUAAAUUUUCUUAUGACAGAAACCUAACUAGAAAAUAUUUCAUUUCCAUUGAAGUUUGCUUAAGACAUCAGCAAAACUUCCUUUAAAUAACAGUGAAAGUUUUGUGUAGAUCUUAAAUGUAGUUUGUGUGUGGCAUUUAAGUUGUCCUUUAGAUAGAAAUAUGAAUUUGUCUUUAUACCGGUACUUGAAGAUUUAAUGUUAAUGCUAUAAACUUUUUCUUCUCCUUUCUCCAGGAGAUAAGUUGUAAUUUUCUUUUUUUCACUGUAAUUCAUGAUAUUGGUGAUGAGAAAAACGUGUGCAUUAUAAAAGUUGUCUGAUGAGAUGUAAAUAUAAAAUAAUCUUCAGAAACAAAUAUUUACCAGCUCUUAAAGUAUAUCAUUAACCCAUCAAUCACUAUCAUAAAUGAAUACGGUAUUGAAUGAAUUAUUUUGUACCAGAAAUAUAAACAUUAAAAAACAUU